Atta colombica is the source of this 479-nucleotide messenger RNA. It is a transcript of the gene MED9, whose product is annotated as mediator of RNA polymerase II transcription subunit 9. The transcript has 3 exons. Gene Ontology annotation, biological process: regulation of transcription by RNA polymerase II. The coding region runs from base 47 to 397 and encodes 116 amino acids. Gene Ontology annotation, molecular function: transcription coregulator activity. The record is from RefSeq and is a predicted model, not a curated record. NCBI's taxonomy places the organism in Eukaryota, Metazoa, Arthropoda, Insecta, Hymenoptera, Formicidae. Gene Ontology annotation, cellular component: mediator complex.
GGCCGAUGCCCUCUCUCAGGUUUCUCUCUAGUCUGCUUGAUCCAUAAUGGAGACGGUGGAAUUGUCAGAGGACAUUUCACUGAGGACACAAUUUACUGUCGACAAUCUAGACAUAGAAAUAUUGCCGCUUAUUUACGAGAUUAUUCGCAGCAUUGAGAAAGAUCCACAUGAUACUUCGCAAAAGGCAAAAGAGUCUCAAGAUACCAGCCACAAAAUCCUAGAGUUACAGAAGAAGUUAGACUCUGCGAGGUCGCAGAUUAAAAGAUUACCAGGAAUAGAAUAUAGUAAGGAAGAACAAUUGCAAAAGCUCGAGACUUUGCGCAAACAAUUGAGACUAAAGCGUGAACUUCUAUUGAAAUAUCGUAAUACAUGCACAUUUGAAAUACCGAAAGUAUAAACGCGCACGUACGCGUUUGCGAACAUAAAGAAAAAUAAUUUCGAGGAUGCCUCUAAAACUUCUUUUCCGGUACUUAUUCAAU